AGUUGAUUAAAUACUCGAUGAGAUGAGCGACGAAGUGCUAAAUGUGGCAAAUAUUGUCACAAUUGAAGGCAAAUACGAGAAUGAGUUCACUAAAUUAUGCCCAAUUGGCGCCGGUAGCUUUGGUCGGGUAUUCAAAGUGGAAAGCAAGGCUGAUAAAACAAUACACGCAAUUAAAAUUUUGACCGAAAAUAUAAGUCCCGAGAAUUACGAGUCAUAUAUAGCC
Oppiella nova is the source of this 223-nucleotide messenger RNA. Lineage: Eukaryota; Metazoa; Arthropoda; Arachnida; Sarcoptiformes; Oppiidae. The record is from the annotation of a GenBank genome assembly.